Papilio machaon (common yellow swallowtail) is the source of this 3704-nucleotide messenger RNA. Its product is annotated as zinc finger CCHC domain-containing protein 8 homolog. The transcript has 8 exons. Gene Ontology annotation, cellular component: catalytic step 2 spliceosome. Gene Ontology annotation, molecular function: RNA binding. The record is from RefSeq and is a predicted model, not a curated record. Bases 134 to 2539 code for a protein of 801 amino acids. Lineage: Eukaryota; Metazoa; Arthropoda; Insecta; Lepidoptera; Papilionidae.
UUCAAUGUGAUGUGAUUUGUGAGUCCAAAUAAAAAAUAAAUCUUUUCAAGGUGUACUAAGGUGUAUUGAAUUUAUUGAUUUUUUGAGUAAAAUGAGUUCUUAUAAUGAAGUUUAAUUAAUAGAUUUCAUAAUCAUGGCAAAGAGAAAAACGGGAGUGAACGAUAUUAUAUAUGAGUUGGACAAUGAUGACACCGAAAGCAGUAGUGAAGAUGAAGUUAAGGAAAAUAAGAAGAAACGUUUUGAGACUAAUACCUCUUCCAAAAUGACGGCAACCCAAUCUAUUACUGAUAAAAGUAUAGUUGAUAUGACUACACUUAGUAAUUCUAUGGACGAUAGUGAUAGUAUAAUCGAAAUUGAAGACAAAAGUCAGAAUGGAGGGAAAAAUUCGAUUGUUGUUGUAGAAGACGAUAAUACCGAAGAAGAGAUAAAUAAUGAUGAGUUAGAUUGUGUUAUUUUUUCGUCUGUUGAAAAACAUGAACAACAGAGUAUUGACGGUCCUGAAACUAUUAUUUUAAAUGAAGAUAUUACUAUCGACUCUCCAGCUUCAAUUAAUGGGCCGGCGUCAAUCGGAGGUGAGAGUACUUCGCCACUGAUAUCCAUACGAUUUAAAAACAACAAGCUGGCGAAUAAGUAUAAAGAGAAGAUUAAAAUGUUUAUAAGUGGUCUAUUAUUAAGUGAUAAUGAAAAUGUUGUCACUGAAAGUGAUACAGAAUUGGACCUUGCUAUUUGGUCAGAUAAUUUAAUUACUGAUCAGCCGAAACCAAAAGAAGACAAUAUUGAUAUGAAUUUGUUUUUUGUUGAUACAAAUCCAAAAGAUGAAUCGAAUAAUGAAAUUCCACAAUAUACACAAUCUUCUAAAGUUAUUUCAAAUGAGGUAGAAAAAGAACCGGAGCCCUCAAAAGCUCUCCGAAGGGGACCAAUCUGUUUUAACUGUGAUGGAGAGCAUGUGUUAAGAGAUUGUAAAUUACCAAGAAAUAAUAACAGAAUUGCUGAAAACAGAAAGAAUUUAACCACGAAACUUGGUCGAUAUCAUGUUGAAGAUGAUCAGAAAUAUGGUCAUUUAAUACCUGGAAGGAUAUCUAGUCAGCUACGACAUGCACUAGGACUGAAAAGGAACGAGUUACCAUUACAUAUAUAUCGCAUGCGGAAGCUCGGUUAUCCUCCCGGUUGGCUGGAAGAAGCUAGAAUAUCACAUUCCGGAAUAUCAAUGUUUGACUCAGCUGGUAAGGUGAUUCUGGAUGAGGAUGAUGAAGAAGGGCAGAUAUGUGAGGCCGGCUCCAAAGAUAAGUUUGAUAUCAAGAAGAUACUUGACUUUCCUGGAUUUAAUGUACCGGCCAGCUCUAGAUAUGUUGAGCAAGGUCACAUAGUUGGUGCUCCACCAAUCUCGGAGCAAGAUAGCAAGAUGUUGAUGCUUCAGACAUUGGCACCGAAUGCAAUGAAAGCAUAUAAACGGAAAAAGUUGACAAUAUUCCCAUCUGGUACACCAAAUGACUCUCAAAUCAGUCAAACGGAGAUGGAAUUGGACAGUGGAGAUGAAGUAUCCGAGUUCCCACUAGUGCCUCCCCUACCUGACGAGGAGCCUCCUCCUCUGCCUCCGCCCCCCGACUCACCACCGCCUUCACUAGACAACACUAACCAAGAUAUAUCAAGUCAAGAAGUUCUAGGGUCACCUAAAAAUGUAGCCACCGCAACUGGAAAAGAUAAAUCAAGUCCAAACAAGUCUGAAGUUCAUAAAGAAAUAGAUGGAAAUAAAGAAAAAAUUGUCUCGGCAUCAGAAUUAAUAGAUAUUCCAAUGCCAGAUGAUGACUUUAUAAUUAUUGAUGAAGAUUUUGAAGACUAUGAGGAUAUACCAAACAACAGCGGCACUAAAAGUCCAACUUUGAAUGAUUUGGAAGAAAAGAAGAAAAAGCUAUUGGAUGCUAUUAAAGAACAAAGUCCAACAAAACUGAUAUCCCAAUUUUCAAGGGAAACUGAAAUAGUUGUUGGUGAAAAGGAAAGUGAGCAAGUUGGUAAUGAAGUCGAAAAGACUGAAUUAAACAAAAUAGAUGAGAAAUGCGAUGAAAAUGCAAACAAAUCCGUAAUUGAACUAGAAAUUCCUUCCACUGUUAGACAAGUAAGUACAAAAAUUAGUGAAACCCCUGACUUAGAAUCUGAAAGAUCUAAGACUGGUCAAUCAACAUCAAUAACUGGUAUUGCCAUUAGUGAAACUACUAACAAAGAAUCUGAACCAACUAAGACUAGUCAGUCAAAAUCAAAGACUGAUAUAGUCAUUAGUGAAACCACUAAAAUAGACUCUGAACCAACUAAAACUAGUCAGUCAACGCCAAAAACUGGUAUUGUUAAAUCUACAUUUUACGGUACACCAGUUUUGAAUGUCGCGUCCCCUUACGUUAAAUUGCCGAGUGACGAUAAGUUUGCUAAAGACAUUUGUGACGUCAUAAACUUUGAGAACUUACCAAACUCGACGGGUAAAUACAAAAAGAUAUGUAACCUACUUAAAAAGGUAAAAAGUGAAGUGGACAGGAUUCAAGAGUCAUGAAUGUAAAAUUGACCGCUUAAUGUGACCACUUAAAAAAAACUACCAAGACUUAAAAUUUGUUGUACAAUAAAUCAAUAAGUUGUUUGUAAGGCGAAAUUAUAUAUUUUUUAUUUUAUAAGGUUAGGAUAAAAGUGAACUGCCACAUACGUACUCGUUAUUUUUUGAUUAUGAAAAAAAAAAUUUACACACAUCUUGAACAGUAAUCCUUCAUAUGUACUGACAUCUAUAAAUGGACUGGUUAUAAGACGUAGUAUUUUGUGCCUAUUUGAUUUUCACCAUUUUGACGCUGAUGGUAGCGGUGAUGUGGAUUCGAACUAUUAAUAUUCUUCUUCUUCGUACUCUUCAUUACUGAAGGUCGUGCUCAUCUUGAAGUGCCUUCACUGAUGUGUCGACGAGCUGCUUCCACACCGCUCUGUCCGCUGCUUGUCUCAUGGCGGUCGGAAUGUUGAGUCCCAAUAUUGUCUGGACUUGGUCAGACCAACGGAUAGGCGAUCGUCGCCUUGCUCUUUUACCCUCGACUUUCCCUACCACAACCAGUUUGUCCAGAUUGUCUGGUUGCCUCCGGGCAAUAUGACCAAAGUAACUGAGGACUCGCCGGUAGCAGGUAGUGGAUAGGCGCGUGCUCUUUAGUUGACGGAGAAUGGAUUUGUUGGUUCUUUUUGCAGUCCAUGGUAUGCGCAACAUUCUCCGCCAACAACACAUUUCAAAAGCAUCGAUUUUCUUUCGGUCGGCUGCUCGAAUUGACCAUGAUUCUGAUCCGUACAAAAAUAUCGAGAAGACUAAAGCACGCACUAGCCUGGUUUUAGUGGCGUUUGACACAUUUCUGUUUUGCCAUAUCCUGGUCAGCUUGCUCAUUGCUGCUUUAGCCAUCUGUGUACGUCUUCGAAUUUCCCCAUCGCAUCCGCCCUUGUUACUUAUCAAAGACUAUUAAUAUAUAAAGCUAUUAACUGACACGUCACAUCAACGCGUUUAAAUCGGAACGCAGCAAAGGCUGUCAUUUCCAAACGAUCACCUGUCCAUUUAUAGAGGUCAGUGUUCAUAUGUUAGUCGAUAUGUUAUUUUUUGCAUGCAUCACAAGCAUAUUUUACAACUGUAUAUAUUUUCUCUAUACAUAAAGAUUAUGCUCAAUAUUUAAUACACUAACUAGACGAUAGGUGGAUCCUAU